This is a messenger RNA of Dermacentor albipictus, 11865 nucleotides long. NCBI's taxonomy places the organism in Eukaryota, Metazoa, Arthropoda, Arachnida, Ixodida, Ixodidae. The record is from RefSeq and is a predicted model, not a curated record.
AAGAUGGCUGCUGCGUGGUUGCCAUGGCAGUCUCGGUUCGUCGCCGCUGCACGAGAUAAAUCAUUAGCUGCUGCGACAACGUAAACAGGAAGACGCAGUCGGCCGGAGAUGUCAUCGAGCGAAUAUUCAGAAGGCGACAGCCUAAGCCGCAGCGACGAGUCCCUGUCGGCAGAAGACGAUGGUGAGGAUAUCAUGUACCAGCUGUCCGUGUUCUGGCCCUACCCAAAGGGUCCUGACGCUUCGCUGAGAAAGGGCCCCAGCCUCGCAAACCUCUCAAAACGGACUGUGCUCUGCAAGGGCCCGAACCCACAGAACCGGCGCGGACCAGAUCCUUCACUGCACAAUGGGCCAGAUCCAAAGAACCACAGCGGCAUCAAGUGGCGCGCUGACUGCGCCGGCUGGAAGGGCCCCAAGGCAGACGCCAUGCUUUUGCUAGCGAAGCCCAAGAGGCGCCGCAGGAGGGGUGCCAAACACGUGGCCACGCCUUCCGCCGCGGGAGAGCGCACCGACGAGGAGGAGUCCGACAGUGGCCGCGCCAACUGCACACCGCCUGUCAGAGUGCACCGCAAGGAGUCUGAGGUGUGACUCACGCCUCAGCCGAAUGAUCAUUGCUGCCAUCUCUGCUGCUGCUGCCUGCACGCUGCUUCACCUUCACUGAUGCCACACCAGGAGCAUGCUAAGAGUUACGCCUGGCACAGUAGGAAAUACAGAGAAUUAAUGGUCACAUCAAUAGGGCGACAACAGCACCCUAAUCUGGUACCCGAGCAACGCUGCCAUUUGUACGUGAGAAUCAUUCGUAAGAAUGGGCACUGGCCAAUCGUGACUGCGAACGAGAUGGCAUACCGAAGGUGGUGGCCAAUGAAACAUUCCUUGUUAACGAAAACAGCUGGCAACCCGAGUGACCCUAGGUCCGCAAUAAAAAGAAAUAUAUGUUAGAAGAAUGUACUGAAAAGCUGUUUGUAAGAACGGGUGUGAGAAGCUUUGUAAUUAUGGUACCUGAAGUGAGACCCGCAAGUCUUGCAUCCAAAGUGUGGAGUGUGCUGGGGUUAUUUGACACUUGCCGCAAUUUCUCUCUCUCUCUCUUUCAUUCAUAAAUACUGUCAUUAGCGCAAAUGGCCAGCACCCAUUAGUUAAUUCCUACAAGCUGUUAGAUAAUAGCACUUAGUCCUAAGUACUCAAUUUGUUCGACUGACAGAUCAGUCUGAGCUCGACUCGGCCACAAUCGGGACUUCAACUACUUUUGAUUACUGCCAUAAGGUAGCGCAUGUUGAAGGUCAGAGGAGAAUGUUAAGUCGAUACUACCUAAAAAUAAGGAGAGAAGAUUCAUGCACAAGCCUGGCUUGCACUGUUAAUGUUGAGCCAGAGACUGCAGUAAACGUCACAAAAUGUUUUGCUUCACAACCAGGAAUUAUAAUUUUGCUGCCCUGCACUCCAAAAACUUUAGUGUACAGUUGCACAAAUUAUCUUAAAAAGGGGUAAAAGAACUAUAGAGAAGGCACUGUCGGACACAUGAAUGUUAACUCUAUAGGGGCAUUCACUAAAAUGCAAGAAAAGUUUUUAGCUUCUGGUUGUUUCAGAAUGCCAUAUGGGUAUGGUAAGAGGCCAUGACAGAGUGUGCUGGCGGUCCAUUCGUAGUAUGCAAGAGCAGUACUGCAAUGGCUGUAUUGGCUUUGUGGGCUUUCCUUUAACGGGGUACCCUGUGCCUGAAAACUUUUCUUUAAUUCUUUGUCGAUUUUGAUGAAACUUGCCUAGUUUAUGUAUUUCAAUGUGCUAGAUUUAAAUAUACACCCAGUUUACUUGCAGAGUAAAUAACUUUCCAGAAAUUGAAGAAAUUCAGCUUUAUUGCAUAAUUUGUUUGGAGGUUAGCUAUCUACCAAAGUAUACAUGGCAUAAUAAAUAUCGACGUACGAAAAGGAUGUAGAACUAACAAAGAGUGCAAAUAAGCAAAUAUGGUGUUCUAACCCAAUUUUAUGUCAAAUGAGAACAUUGCAAACUUCAGUUAGAGAAAUCCAUCUAACUGCUAAAAAAAAGAAACUUUUAAAAACUUUCUAAUCAAUGCAACAACGUUAUUUUGUUUCUUUGCACUCUACAUAGCUUUGCCUUUCUGGGAAAAAAAAAAGAAUUAUAGGGAUAGCACAAGUAUAAGCACAGAUAAUGCACCUCCGAUACGGCAUCAUCAUCAAACGUAUGGUUUUGAGAAAACAACAAAAACAUUUCUCAACUGAUAUAUAAAGUUUGAAAAAACGGCACCAGAGGCCAUCAGUGGGCACUAGUAGGCACUUAUUCAUGGAUGUUUGGCCUUUGCCGGUCGACGACAUAGCAUGCACUGCGAGUACGUUCAAUUCAAAAGGUUUACACGUUUUCGGGCUCUCAAUUCCCCGCGAGCUUCGUCCCGACGAAACUUCACCGCAGUUCUGGCAAAUCACAGUCACUUUAGUAGCGAGACCGUAUACCUGAUCGCUCUGCACCAGCUACGCAGAACCACCUCAAGUAUUACAUGAGAAAACACCGAGAAUAUUAAUUCAUUGCUGCAAAUCCGACGACAACGAACGGAGUAGCGGGCUUCGCGACCGAGGCUGUUGCACUAUCGGCGGUCGGAUCAACAAAACGCCGAAUCUAUCGCUCCGCGGCCAUCGUAGAUGCAAUCUUGUCGAGCGUAGCUUUCUCGUGUGCUCUUAUCUUAUCCACAUCCUCUUCAGUUACGACAGCCGUGUUCAAUUCUUACGCGAGUGUAACCGGCGUGUGGAUAUGCGUGAUGCGGCAAAGCAGUGGGGCGUCGACGUUCGGCGGCGAGCUGCCAGGUAUCCUGUGCCGACCUCGGCGACGGAAUCGCUUUCGGAAAUAUCUUGCGUCUUGUACGUAUUCGCCCGUAACGAUUCACGGAACGAAGCUUUGUCGGACCUCCAGCAUACUCAGCGUCGCAGUCGCGAGACUACGACAAAAUGGCGGCUGUUUUCGUCGUUUGAGCGAGCGCCCGUGGUCCUUGGAGCCAAUCGCGACUCGCCAUCUUGGUCACAUGCUCAAACUGACCGAUAAUUAUUCCUCCAUGCCGAUAAUAGCGUGCGCCGCGAUUUUUUUCUAUUGUUUUUAUUGUGAUCGCAGCACUGGCAAUGUUGCCUACCAACGAAUAAAGAAAGCCAGAAACGUGAGCUUUCGAAUGAUACCAAAAUGGCGCUGAAGAAAGCGUAGUGAUCGAGUUAUGCGCGAUGAAAAUCGGGCGCGAUUUGUCCCCAAAUUAAAGGGCAACGCUCGCGGAUUCGCAUCUUUGAAUCACAUUAACAGGAGAACCACGCGGCAUUUUGUAACCAAAUUUCGGAGAUAGGCGGGGAAACGCGUAAGGAACGCGGAAAAUAAAAAUUGAAAAUUCGAAUUUUGGGCCGAUUUUCGGUCCCUAGAACCCGGGUCCACCCUUAUCUAAAGAAAGAAAAUUCACCAAUGAUUACGGUACUUCCUAAUGUGAAUUUCAAGCACAGCUGUUUAUGUGCUUUGAAUUCGCGAAGAAUUUGAUUCUGAAUGACAAAGUCCUCUCAGUGGCGGCGCUAAGCCUCUGCUCUGGCAGCUCGUUCAGUAGCAGCAAGAUGAAGCAUUUCCACCGGUUGCGUCACUCAUUGUUUAAGAAAGAAAGUGUGAACACGGGAAUGCGUCGCUCGCGUGGAGCGCAUUCUCUGGCAGCGGCGGCAAAGGCAAAGUAGUGCUUGCGCCUGCGCUUCGAAGCGAAGCCAAGCCUGCGCUUCGUUUCCAUGUAUGGUAUCUGUGGACACACUUGCCGCAUGCCUGGUCGACGCUGUAGGGCACAUCUUGUGCGGCACUCCGCUUUCCUCCUCACCCUUUCACCAUACUCUCCUCCUCUGCCUUCCUCCUCAAGCUCUCUUUGCUAUUGCCGUCUUUCAUCCCCCGCUGCGCUCCGCGUUCUCUUUCAUCCUUCGCUGUGCUCGUUCGCUCGGUUACGCUGCGGGACGCUCACGCUCAACGCAGGAAUGGGCACCUAAGAGCUGCGCUCUAAAAAGCACUAUGCAAAAUAUAGCAUGCUGUAAACAAACCAAACUGAGGUUUUGAAAUGUGCAGUAAGGGAUUGUUCACAUAGUGGUAUUGUAUUUAAUUCAAAUGUUAAUUAGUCAUUACUGCUGGCAGCUUUUUCUAGAUGGCUGAUAACAAUACAAAGUUUGUUUCACCCUUAUAAAGGGUUUGUCAAGGUGACAAAGCACGCAAGGAGCGAGAGGUCGAACUCGGUGCAGCAGUCAGAACCAGCCCCAUGCUUAAAGCGCUGGUGAUGCAUCUGACUGACCAGCACUUCUUCAUGACAGCCUUUCUUUUUUCUUAACUUUGUGCAUGUUUAGCUAGGCCACUCAACAUAAUUGCAGCCAUAAGUGCAUAACAAAGAAGUGAAGGCACCUAAGAGAGGGAGAGUGAGAGAGAGAGAUACACAGUCGAGCAAUUAUCGGCAGCUGUGAGCAAUUUCAGUUAAACUUGCACCAUUAGUUUUGUACUACAUACGUGUUUGUCAUAAACGACACUAUUUGGUGCAAGUUCCAGGAAUUCUGUAUGUAUACUAUACAGUUAUCACUUUCACAGGGCACCCUGGCGGACUGACUCAUUCAAAAGAGAGAGCCUUGCCAUCAGCAGCAAAUUGUAUAAGAGUCAAAGUGUGGACACAAUGCAGUGUGUGCUUUUUAGUAGACUACCCCAUUGUUACUUGUUCUGUGAAUUAGCUACUGUUGUGCUGGACAAGAUGCGGCUGACAUGCACAUUCAUAUUUACUUAGUCCUUUGCUGUGGCCCUUGAGUUGGUAGUACUCAGAACCACAGAUGGUGCACUGUAUCAACACUGUGAGUUGUGGCAAUGGCUAUGAUGCAAGUGCAUCCAUACUGCAAGGAAGAGCAAAAGCAACAUAAGCAAAGAGAAAUAAAUUGCAAACCAGCUCUCAGUGUGCUUCGCCAAGGCUGCAUGUCAUAUAUAGACACAAAGGACAUGGCAGGCUGUAUAAAUCAGCUUUCUUGUUUCACAUAACCUAAAUUGUUGUAUAAAUUGAAUGCAAGGUUAAAGCAGUGUUAUGCAGGCAAAAUGUUCUUGCAUUUAUCCUAUCUUUCUAUCCAUGUUAAUUCAUACUUAAUAUGAAGUAAAUAAUCUCUAUUUCAGCAUUUUCAACUUACGUGCAACAUCCUGUGAGAACAAAGAUUACAGUUAUCUGGCCAGAUUUCAGAUUUUUACCGCACUACAUUGCGAGAUCUUGAUUCUACUAACGUUAAAAAUUGACUUGUACUAGAUUUGCCUUUUGAGUAUUACAUGUCUCGCUUGUUAAAGAAUACAUAUACUAACACGAUCAAGCAUGGAAAACUGUACAGUUUUUAACUUAUUGUCCUAGCUUUUUUAUUGACCUUGCUACUUAUAUCGUGAAAAUUGCAAACAGUGAAUUUUACAUGCAGACCAACAUCUACCAUUCAUUGUACAAGACUAUUUUCAUUCCGAUUUCCAACCUAUUACUGCUGGAUUGCAGCAUUCUUGUUCCUACAGUAAUAUGUGUAAUGAAAAAUAUGAUAUGCAAACCAUAAUUAGUUAACCAGCAUGCCCGACAGUCCUUCUGCUAGUCAGCAUAUCUUCUCAGAUCACUGCAAAGACUUGACAGCAGUUCAUAUUUAUCAACAGGAUGCCCUACUACACUUGUACUGAUACUGCAACACUUGUAAACAGUACAAUGUUCAAUCAUUGCAAAGCAUAUAGGCAGGUCAUAUUAGUGCAAGUUUUUCAAGGUAACAAUAAGCAUAUAAAUACAAUUUGACCAGGCUCUGUGUUCAAGUUUACAAAAAGGCAAGCUCUUGCGACCAAGUUACUGUUAUACGGCUUCACAUACUGCAGCACAUUAUACAGUACUUUGUUUCCAAGCCACCACAUUAGGGUGCCAUUUCAUCAUUCCUUUCUUAGCUCCUUGAAUCACCACUUAAGUUUUCCAGCAAAUAUGUGAUAGUAGCAUUUUUACUGCUGCUUUGACAGUUGCUUCAAUGUAAUGUCAUUGUUUGAAGGACAGCAAAUUGAAAAAUGCAUCAUCUUACAUUUUUUUGAGGUCUGUGAUUUCUCUUUUCCUAUCAUUCUAAAGGGUUACAUCUAUUAUUACUAUAGGUAUCCCAGAGCUUAUUUUCCUAAAUAUUUACCCACUUCCUGCCACUAAAAUGGAAAAAGUCUUGAUACAGUGCUUAAAUAUUCACACACACAUGUAAAACUUUUUAUUUUCCUCUGUUAAUGGUGAUUUACUUAACAUGUUAACUUGCUUCUCAGUUUCUCGACUGCUGCAUUCUUUAUAACGAAGUAGUCAGCUUUAGUUAAAAAUGUAUGCUUACUGGCAUAGCUGCACAUAAAUGUUGUGCAUAUAGAAUUGAAAAAUUGCAAAUUUUCUUCAAGAAUUGACACACUCCUUUUUGGUCACAAUUAAUUGCCAACAUGAUAAGUUUGAGGUAGCCUCACAAAUGCAAAGUAGGGGUCAAAUGUUUUUUAGGUGGUAAAAAAUGGUUAAGCUGCAUUAGUUUGCAAGUACAAGUUGCCUAAACAGUGAAGGUUGGACGGUUGGACUGUGUGCCGCUAUUUGGCAGUACCAAAGAAAUCUUGGAACACUCAGGAACACACUGAAAUGGUGGUGCCUUACACGGAAUAUAUUCCUUAAAAAAUGUUAAAGGACCCAAUAUGAAUAGAAAAGUAAGGGCAAUAUUUAUGUCCUCCUUUAACUCAUCUAUUCUCCCUCAGCGAGGGUGAUGCUAAUGGUUAUGUCCCACCAAAUGUGCUAUGCCACCUGGCUUCAUCUUUAUUAUUACUUUCUUUCCUUGACGUGCUGAUGGCACUAUCUACUUCCAGUAAGUGGCACCAGCCAUAACCAUAAGAACAAUUUUCACUGGAUUCGUGAAUCUCUGUUACAAUGGGGUAUGGCAGCCACCAAAAUCGAAAAAUCGGAGGUCCCACCAGGGAUACUUCAUUGGAAGCUGGCAAGUACCCUUCAAGAUAAGUAUCUGACAAAACUGCCCGAGAGUGGCUAUGGGACAGCUGGAACACGUCAACCACCACUUCCUCACCAGCCUGAUUCCUUGCAGACCUAGAAGGGCAUGAGUGCUUAAUUCAAGGUAAAAACUGACAAGGUGCGAUCGUGGUGAUACUGGCACAUGUGCCUGAAAUUUAAGGUUUCGGCGAGCUUGAGCUGAUGACAGCCAUGUUCUUCAGGAAGUAUGUCACUCUUAACGGGACACUAAAGCCAAAUACUAAGUCGACGUGCACUGUUUAAAUACUACCUUUCCAAAAACCUCACAAGGCUUGUUUCGUGCCAAGAAAAGACUUAGUUUACCAGAAAAUUGUAUCUGAAGGGUCUGAAUACCUUCUUCGAAAUUCAAAUCUCCCGCCACCUUACCAUGGAGUGGUGACGUUGCAUACACCAUCACCGCUCUUUGCUGCCAUCGGUGAGUAAAACGGCACCCGACAGAUGGCGGCACCGAGCCAAGACAGAGUGGUAAAUUCGCUGCUGCAACUGCUUUUUGGUCAAGUGGCAUAGACCGUUCGGGCAUCCCACGACAUCACAUGGAAGUUGAAUUCUCUGCUACUUGUAGCUUGAGCGAGUUUCGCGAGCUAGCACAACCGGCACAGCACUACGUGAUCAGGAAUGUACUGAAACGCCAAAGUGUGGGCGGAGCAGAGACGAGUGAAAACGAAACCUUUCGACUGCCCGCGUCGUUGUCAAUGGUAAUUUCAAUGAGCUCUUUUUUCUAAAGAUGAAAUAGAACUGGACAAGUAGCAUUUCAUUUCAUGUUAUAAUACAAUACGAGGAUGUUUUCUCCAACGAGUAGUUGAGUACCAGUUACAGAAUUUAACUGAGGAGUGCGUUCGUCAUCGGGCAAGUGCUUGAAUGUCCCUGCGGAGUCUCUAAUCAUGUCCUGCAAUUGCCUCGAUUUCUCGAUUAUUAAGGCUCUAUUCGCAUUAAUAUUGACGCCUUAGAGAUUGUCAAGCACUAAUCUAUCACUUUAGCUUGACUUAGUAUUUGCCUUUAGUGUCCCUUAACAGAAGUUGUGGGUGUCGCUUCAGCCUGUUUUGUUGAACAAUAUAAGAAGUAAGGGCAUGAAGAAGUGCAUUUCACUAAGAAAUUAUAAACAGCCAUGCAAACUCCAUGCUUGUAUAUCUCAACAAUCAGCCAAUGACUGCCAUCUUUGGGCUGCUGCUGCUGUGUAAGAGUUGAAAACCAGCUGGCAGCUCCACCAAAAUGGGUGACAAAUAGCCCCUGCUCAAAAACAGGGGGAGCUAUCUUUGUGUUCCACUUGUGAGCUCCAUGUGCCACGCACGUUUAUAAAAAUUGGCCAAAAUAUUCACAGCUCUGCCUGCAGAACAGAUUGCAUUCACCAAACUCAAAGGGUGCUGCAAGGCCCGCCUUAUUUUUGCAAGUUGUAGAAUUAAAUGUUGUAUAUAUAACAAAUUGUUUUUUUUUUCUUAUAUUUACAAAACUCAACUUCUUGAGGUGGCUCCAAAAAGUGUCUCAGUUUCACUGGCAGCACAUGGCCAAACACCUUUCUUAAUUUAGUCUAGUUUAUCAACAAGAAAAAUACAAUUUGCAAUAGCACUGCUGCUGUGAUGGACCGCAGCAUCAUGCUCACUUACAUUCCUGUCCACUCCAUUCUUAACCAAUAGGACACUGUCUACCAGCCUGCGUGUGUGACCACAUAUUGUUAAGGCCAUGUACUUUGUUUUACCAACACUAGCAAGUAGCAUUGAAACCUCAUGCAAACUCUGCAAACUCAGAGUGGUGAACUUCAUUACCUAAAUUCAUGGUUGCAUGGCAUAUUAUCUUAUGGUGCAAAUAUGAAAAUUGAACUUGAAAUUGUUACAUAGUGCAAUUACAUAGUACAUAGUGUGCUUAGUGCAAAAAAUAAACAUAAAUGACCGUGGUUUUGUUGCAACAGACAAAAGGAUAUAACUAACAAAGAAGCCACACACGCACACCUAACAGUUAAGUAUGCAAAAAAAAGGGCGUGCCCUAAACUAAAUAGUAUGCAAUUUCACACAGAAAAUCGAAUAGGGAAAUAACCAUUUAUCACGAGUCAAAGCAUCCUGGCUGAAAUCUUAGAGAAAGCAGCUAUUUCAAAUAAAUACACAUCUGUGUUACCAGCUAUAUAUAUAUAAAGGCAAACAUAUAAACUCACUAUUGUCUCAAUUUGACAAGAAGCAAGAAUAAAAUAAAGGAAAACCAGAUAAAAGAUUACACAUAUGGCUGAGCAACACAGUAUAGGGUAAGUGGGUGCAGUUUUUUUUGGAAGGGCAGGGGGUCAUGCAUGAUAUCUAAACACAGUAGCAGUGCCACCCUAGUUUCUCGUCUCAAUGAUGAGCCAUGCCUAAUUAGCUUGCUGCCAGCUUUAGUGAUGCUUGGGUUGGGUGGCAAGCUUGCCAUGCUAUUAUGCAUUAGAGCACUCAGGUUUAACUUUUCUUAUUACUAUUGUUAUCUUGUGUACGGUCCCACUGGAAAGACUUAAUUUUGAGCAGAUAUCAUGACUUUCGCUAUGCUUUAUUGGGAAGCACAAAGCAACCACCAGCAGGGAUAUUUUGAACAACCCUAUUGGUGCACCUGUUGUCAAGUGCACUAAAGUGCUGUUUGCAGAUUGUAUUAGCACAGGUACAAAAAAAAAAAAACUGAAUGCGGUGUUACUUUAAGGGCACACCAGUCAGCACUUCUAGCUACUCAAUGGAAGCUAUCCUGUGUUACUGUUUCCAAAGCAGGCCUAUUUUCUCUUGCCUUCACCUGACUAGCCUCCACAUUACAUUGUGGAGGUGCAAGGAUGCAUGGGGACCCUACACCAUGGAGGUGCUCCUAUGUUUUGUCUUUCUACACUGCAAAUCCACACUCCCAACCACCAUAUCUCCAUGUACCAGCUCCCAUGAAGUUUCUUGCAACCAAAAAUGGAAGUGCUUCCACAGUAACUGUCAAGCUGAGUGUUUCAGUAUAUUACGUGGGCGAAAAUGUCAAAUGUAUGAAUAUUUUUGAGGCCCCUUUAAUGCUAAUAUGUGCUUCCACAGUCGGUAAGAAGAUAUCCAGCAGCUUGUACAGAAGUUAUUUCAUCAACAUUUCGGUCCUUUACUUGUUAACCUUUUAUCAGAAAAGUAAAUGAUAAAACCACACUUGGUGUAAACCAAGGAGUUGACUCUUUUGCUGCUACAACUACCAAAAUAUAGCAUUCUCUCUCAGGCCUUUAGAGGGCAUAUACCAUGCCAACAAUACCUUGUGCCACAUAAAUAAGUGCAGGACCCUGUCAGGAAAUGUGCCCAGUCUUAAAUAUACAGAGUUUGCAUAGUUUUCAAGCCUCACAUACAGAUGCUUUAUGCGUUUAUGAAUGCACAAAUACUAUAUUAUGGCACAGAGAUCCCACUAUGUGUUUACAGUAAAAAUUGCGGAGCUCUGCAAGACUGUAGCUGAGCGAAUGGCUACCUUUACCAAUACACAGUCUUAAAGCUUUCACAGAGAGGCAUAUCAUGAAGCUAUUAGUUAGGCCUGCAAAAAAGAGCAGCAAUUGUAUGAUGUCCAAACCAGCAUAAGGGCCGUCCAUUUCCAUGUUGCCACUAGCAUGCACACAGACAUGUGCAUGUUAAUCAUAGCAGACUGGGAGAAGAGAAAUGAAGCGUGACACUUUAUCUACAACCAUGUGUUAGCUACCUUGUUCCUAUACAUGGCCUGUUCCAACAUUUGGUGACCAACAUACACUAGUUUCUGCUAGCAUUAAUUAUGCCAAAAGAUGUCUAGCACAAAAAAUUAACUGACAACAGUAGGUGCUGUUAGCUUUACCCUUUAGUAGCAAUACCAGAUUAAGAGGCUAACAGUGUAUUUACCAUUGUAAAAGUAAUUUCAUUAUAACCGACUGUUGCGAAGUGCAUGACAUAUUUUAAUUACAGUAUGUACAGCAUAAGCAUCAUUUAAAGCUCUAAUAAGACAAGUGAAGCAGAUACAUUGUACUUACCCACAACAAAGCGACAUAAAACUCAUCAUAGGCUUAAAGCCAAGCACAAAUUUCAAAGCUCACUGCAUUCCAUUGUAGCUACAGCGUUCAGGGGCAUCAGCAAUGGAAACCCUACAUUCACUUUGUACAAAUGUUAGGCAGGUGCGGCAUGUACCUUGAAUUGUUUGUUGGUUUGCUGAUGCUUGUGUGUACCAUUUUAUGCUGCCUGCAGAUGUGCUACAUGUUGAUUUAUCUACUGUAUAAAAUUGCUGUCACAUGUUGAUUCUGCAACGAAGAUGUUGGUCAAUUAAACUCUUAUGUGGACAGGGGCACUGUAACAUUCUGUAUAGGAAGAUAAUCUAUUCAAGGUCACUUUCUCAACUAUUGUCUGGUAGACCAUGAAAGAAGAACAGGAAAAAAAAAACUGCCAUGAUGGCUCAGUGGCUAUGGUAAUUUGCUGCUUUACACAAGGCUGUGGGUUCAAUUCCCAGGCUUGUUUGAAGCAUUUUGAUGGAGGCAUAACAAAAAUUCCUGUGUACUAAGUUUUUGGUGCCCGAUAAAGAAAGCCCUCACAUGGUAGAAAUUAAUUUGCAGCCCUCCAAUUAGUGCUUGGAAGCAUAACUUUUGGAGGCUAAAACCAAUAAACUCUGGAUUACACUAAGUGAAAGACAGAUUAUAAAAUGUGCUAAAGUGUUAAUAUCUUGCAUGGUUACAUUAAACUCACCAAACAUGCUUCCUAUUUUUGUUCCAGUGUCAUGCAAUGCUUAAACAAGUAACAUGCUUGAAAUGUUUGGGGACCUUCAUGUGUCUGUGGUACAAACAUAAAAAUGCCUGUGUACUAAGUACUAAAUGUGUUCUAAGACUGUCUAAAGAAAAGAGUAGCUAUUAUGACCAGUCAAAAGUUUGUGGCUGCUACUUUAUG